AUGCAAUACUCCACUGUUUUCGCUUCUGCUUUAUUAGUCGGUUCUACCGUCGCUGCUUACACUAACGGUACCACCGUCACCACUGACGUCACUGUUACUGACUACACCACCUACUGUCCAUACUCCACUGUCGUCACCGUCACCAAGUGUGAAGAAGACAAGUGCCACCCAACCGCUAUCACCGUCACUGAAGCUACCACUUUAACUGUCACCGGUGAAUGUGUUGUCCCAACCACCUACACCACUGAAGUCCAAACCAAGACCGAAACCGUCUGUGACACCUGUGAACACCCAACUUCUGCUGCUCCAACCUCUGUUGCUCCAACCUCUGAAGCUGGUGAAUCCACUGCUCCAACCACCGUUGCUGGUCAAUCUACUUCCCCAGCUUCUUCUGCUGCCGGUGUCACCUCUUUCGAAGGUGCCGGUGCUAGAAACGUUGCUGGUGCCUUCGCUGGUGUUGCUGCCGUUGCUGCUGCUUUAUUAUAA
Debaryomyces tyrocola is the source of this 486-nucleotide messenger RNA. NCBI's taxonomy places the organism in Eukaryota, Fungi, Ascomycota, Pichiomycetes, Serinales, Debaryomycetaceae. The record is from the annotation of a GenBank genome assembly.